This is a messenger RNA of Porites lobata, 1682 nucleotides long. Lineage: Eukaryota; Metazoa; Cnidaria; Anthozoa; Scleractinia; Poritidae. The record is from the annotation of a GenBank genome assembly.
AAGCAGGAACCACCCCAAGAGCAGCCACUAACCGGCACCGUCACACUGAAUAAAUUCAGUGGAGAUACUUACCUAAGAGAAUACUUACCUGAGAAAAUACUUACCAAACCACCAGGCAGGGAGGGAGGAAAGGGAGCAAGAAUUCGCAAGAAGGCAAACAUUGAUCCGCUACGAUCAGCAAGAAUCCGCAAUGACUCACAAGAAGGCUACAAAUUAAUGAUCUGCUACGAUCAGCAAGCAAAGCUACAAUGCAAAGCAACACUAACAAAAGGGCACACAAGGAGCCCUGCAAUUCCCCGUGGGCCGCCCCGUAGGUCACAUACUGAAGUGGGAGAAGACCGCUGGCCAACUCGCUCAAGUUUAAAUUUGCCUAAAUGAUAUUUAGCCAUAUUUAAACUCAUCGCUAAUGAUGAGCUUGGGAGCAGGUGCCUUAAAGGUUAGUAGGGGGGCCAAAUGCAAUAAGCAGAGAGGAGGUAUCCAUGGCAACCCUGGAAGCGGAAACCACCCCAAGAAACCCGUUUCCAGGUGCUUGGAGAAUGGAGGGACCCGUCAACAGGGUGACUUGGUACCUCCGAUCACCCAAACAAAUCCCCAAGCACCAAACAACUCCCACAGCUGCGCAAAUUACGAAGGCACUAACCUACAAUUUUGUAGCUGAUCCGCAAGCUGAAAUAGGCGAAAGGUCCUGAACCAGGACAGAUGACUGCCAAGCAAGCUACCCUGGGAAGCAGUGAGGAUUGUGCAGUGACGGGAUUCUGCAUGGAACUGUGGAACAAGCUGAAGCUAGUUUUUGUGAAAAUGCAGCUAGCGAGUCAGCCAGUGUCCUAAUACAAAGCUGAUAAACGUUGUUGGGCCAAUGGCCCAUUGAUUCAGAAUCCCACAGCGAGCAGUGACAGUGGCAGCUCCAAUAAGAAAGCUAUGGGAGGAGGAAUUGCCCAGUAUCUGAGCUGAAGUUAUGAUCUGCCUAGGCCAAUCUGUAAGAAUAGUGCAGGUGAGAGGCUGCCAUUCGGAAACAAAAACAAGGGGCCAGAAGAAUCCCCCCUAGAAGCAAGGAAUGUCGUCAUAGCGUGCACUGCACAGAAAGGAUGCCUGCCAAGACCAAUGUGAAUAAAAAGAGCCUUUCCCGGGACGGGUACUCUACAAGCAGAUGCGAGCAACCCUGAUCCAUGUGGAGAGCUCUAAAGCCUGAUAAAUUAACCUUAAUCAACAACUGCUGGAGAGUCCUGGCCAGAAACAUAACAAUUAGACAAAGCGUACAUUCGUCCAUUAAGCAUGGAGACCUUGAUGGGUGCAAGUUGCCAAGCUGUCAGCAGAAGGAAAUGAAUUUUCGCUUGGGCUGACGCAUAGGAAUGCCGAAUCGAGGGAGCCAGGCCACGAGUACGAAAGAGUAGCACUGCUGUUCUAAAUCAGGGAAGUCGACUCGGUAAGCAGGACGAGAGGACUCCGCAUCGAAGUUGGACAAGGCUGAAUAUUUGGAGCCAGUUGCCUGGAUUCCUGCCAAGAAUCCCCAAUGAUUCACAAGAAGGCAAACAUUGAUCCGCUACGAUCAGCAAGAAUCCGCAAUGAUUCGCAAGAAGGCUACAAAUGAUCCACUACGAUCAGCAAGCAAAGCUACAAUGCAAAGCAACACUAGCAAAAGGGCACACAAGGAGCCCUGCAAUUCCCUGCGGGCCGCCCCGUAG